Molecule: messenger RNA, 549 nt
Organism: Anneissia japonica
Lineage: Eukaryota; Metazoa; Echinodermata; Crinoidea; Comatulida; Comatulidae
Exons: 2
Coding region: 81-455 (124 amino acids)
Source: RefSeq, a predicted model, not a curated record
AACACUUCAAGUCAAUACAUUAUAACAACUUACUGUUUAAUGUCUGGAUAUUAACCGAGUUAUAAUUUUUUCGCGCUGUCAUGGAAAAAGUAAAAUUCCUGAUUUUGCUGCUUCUUUUUGUGGUGUGUUACAGUAGUUGUCCGACCACCUGGUACACCACUCCUGGAAACCGAUGCAUCAAGGUAAUCGAAGACAUGGUGAGUCUGAAUAAAUUUGCAGACAGUAAGCUGUGCGAGAAGUACACAAUUGACACAAAUGUUGCAUCAUAUAUCUCUGUGACAUCACCAAAUGACAUGGCAAUAUUAUAUAAUUUUGUGCCUUGGAUACAAUCUGUCUACCUGGAUUGGAACUAUGUCGGAUCGACCUACUAUUACAGCAAUGGAAGUAUGAUCGAAAUUGAUGAAUACUCUUUAAGAUCACGCUUUCUCAUCAAACCGACGCAUCAGCUGUACUGAGGUGGACCUGCGUUACCAAGAAUUGUAUGCAGACUGCACCGAAAGAAAAGUUGGAUACGUUUGUGAAAUAAAAUUAUAAAAUGCUUAACUUUGA